GAUUGGUUAUGAUCAUAAAGUGAUGUUGUCCAUGUCGGGCGUUACUCUACAUAGCAAAUGCUUCAGUGUUAGUUAGUAGUACAGAAUAUUAUAAAAUUGUUGCGAGUUUCCGUGAUGGAGGUUGUCCUCUUCGGGCUCUUCUCUUCGGAAGAUGAGGAGUUAUACAUUCUGGAUUGCAUGGCUUACUGUAUGAUUUUCAUGGCAGUCGGGGUUUUCGUUAUUUUGCUUUUCGAAAAGCUCCGAUAUGGGCGAUAUAGUGACAGCAAAUAUGGAUUUCCAGUCAAUGCCAAGUUUGCCUGGUUCGUUCAGGAGAUGCCUUCUUUCUUUGUGCCUCUGUGUCUGUUAGUUUGGGCCAGCCCCGCGAAAACCUCACUAUUGCCCAACCAGCUGCUCAUUGCCAUGUAUAUUUUCCACUACGCCCAGAGAUGCUUUAUUUACCCAUUUUUAAUUCGAGGAGGUAAACCAACACCAUUCAUCCCAUUUGCCCUGGCCUUUGUUUUCUGCUUCUACAAUGGAUACAUGCAGAUCAGAUACCUAAGUCAUUAUGCUGAGUAUCCUGCGGACUGGGUUACACAUCCAUGCUUCACUGCUGGGUCUGUACUGUGGUUAGUUGGCUGGGUGGUGAAUGUGCACUCAGACCACAUCCUGAGGAACCUGAGAAAGCCUGGAGAGACUGGUUACAGAAUUCCCAACGGAGGAAUGUUUGAAUAUGUGUCUGGAGCCAACUUCUUGGGAGAGAUAACUGAGUGGGUAGGCUUCGCUUUAGCUGGCCACUCUGUUCACAGUUCAGCCUUUGCCAUCUCCACCAUAGUGAUGCUCGCCAGCAGGGCUGUGCACCACCACAAGUGGUACCUUGCUAAAUUUGAAGAUUACCCAAAAAGCAGGAAGGCCUUGAUUCCCUUUCUGUUCUAGAGAACACUUCUGGCUGGAAAAAGUACCGUAUUUGAUUACAACAGCUGAGAAGAACAAAUAAAGAUGUAGGUUUUUUGUUU
Monopterus albus (swamp eel) is the source of this 992-nucleotide messenger RNA. RefSeq names its product steroid-5-alpha-reductase, alpha polypeptide 1 (3-oxo-5 alpha-steroid delta 4-dehydrogenase alpha 1) (gene srd5a1). Gene Ontology annotation, molecular function: 3-oxo-5-alpha-steroid 4-dehydrogenase activity. Gene Ontology annotation, biological process: steroid biosynthetic process. The record is from RefSeq and is a predicted model, not a curated record. Gene Ontology annotation, cellular component: membrane. The transcript is spliced from 5 exons. The coding region runs from base 115 to 912 and encodes 265 amino acids. NCBI's taxonomy places the organism in Eukaryota, Metazoa, Chordata, Actinopteri, Synbranchiformes, Synbranchidae.